GACGAACUGCGGAGUGCGGAGGAUGAACAGCAGCGCACGCCUCCACACAACCAUCACCAUGGCGCCGCCGUUCGCCGUCGUCCCGAUCAGCGUGACCGCAGAGAUCUCGAUCAUCCUGCUACUGGCCACGUCCUUCGCCUCGGCAGCUAACUUCACCUGCGCCGUGCCGGCGACCUGCCAGUCCGCCAUCGGCUACACGACCCGCGACGCCACCACCUACGCCGAGCUUCUCGCCCGCUUCAACACCUCCACCCUCGGCGAGCUCCUCGCCGCCAACGACCUCCCACCCACCGCCACGGCCACGGGCGUCCCUGCCGCGGUCACCGUCACUAUCCCCUUCCGAUGCAUCUGCGACGGCGGCGUCGGCCGGUCGGACGGCCGCCCCAUCUACGUCGUCCGGGAGCUGGACGGGCUCGACGCGAUCGCGCGCAACGUGUUCGACGCCUUCGUGACCUUCCAGGAGAUCGCCGCCGCCAGCAACAUCGCCGACCCCAACAGGAUUUUCGUCGGGCAGCAGCUGUGGAUUCCUCUGCCAUGCAGCUGCGACCAGGUGGACGGCUACAACGUGACGCACUUCGCUUACAAAGUGCGCAUCUGGGACACCACGCCGGCGAUCGCCGACAGGUUUGGAGUCCGCGAGGCCACGCUGAUGAAGAUCAAUGGAAUGACCGAUCCCAGGAGCCUUGCGCAGGGACAGAUUCUUGAUGUCCCCAAACCUGGUAACGCCACAAUAGCUCUGAAGCAUGAAGGAAAAGACAGAGUUCCUACGAUUCUUGGGAUUAUACUGCCAGGAACUGUUGCUGUAUUAGCAAUUGCAUUUUUCGUGCUUCACAUAUGGAGGAAACCGGCAAAAGAACCACAAAUGCCAUGGUCAAUUAAUCAGGAGGACUUCAGCUUUGAUCUCUGGACUUUGCAAAUAGCAACAGAUAACUUUGAUGAACGAAAUAAGCUGGGGGAAGGUGGUUUUGGUGUGGUUUAUAAGGGCACUCUUCCAGAUGGUCAACAGAUCGCAGUGAAGAGGCUCUCACAUUGUUCAAAGCAGGGUCUAAAUGAGCUAAAAAAUGAGGCAAUUUUGGUCAGCAAGCUUCAACACAAAAAUCUUAUAAGACUUGUGGGUGUUUGUGUGGAAAACCAAGAAAAGUUGCUUGUAUACGAGUACAUGCCCAAUAGAAGCUUGGACACCAUCCUUUUCGAUACAGAUAAAAGAAGGGAAUUAGAUUGGGAGAAGAGAUUCAAGAUCAUAACUGGAAUUGCUCGAGGUUUGGAGUACCUGCAUGAAGAAUCUAGAUUGAAGAUCAUCCACCGCGAUCUCAAAGCAAAUAACAUUUUGUUAGACUAUGAUUUAACUCCAAAGAUUUCAGACUUCGGGUUGGCAAAAUUAUUUGGAGAAGAUCAAUCCCAUAUUGUCACAAAACGAGUAGCUGGGACAUAUGGAUAUAUGGCACCCGAAUACGCCAUGUUUGGGCAAUUUUCAGUCAAGUCUGAUGUGUUCAGCUUUGGUGUUCUCAUUUUGGAGAUCGUCACAGGAAAAAGAAGCAUGGGCUCCUACGGUGAUCAUGACCAAUAUUUCAGCCUCUUGGACCUUGUAUGGCAGCAUUGGAACAGGGAAACAAUUCUAGAGGCGGUGGAUCCGGCGCUGACCACAGCCACCGGCGGCCGGUGGCCCCUCCAGAGAGGGCAGCUGCUGGGGUGCAUCCAUGUCGCCCUGCUGUGCGUGCAGGAGAGCCCCUCCGAUCGGCCGAAGCUGUCAGCGGUGACCACGAUGAUCGUCGGCAGCAGGGCGUCGCUCGAGCCCCCGUCGAGGCCGGCGUUCUGCGCGCGCCCGCCGGAUGCGAGGCAGACGGCCGCCGACUCUUCAGGCGGCGAGCCGACGGCCGCGUCGGCCAACCGUGUCUCCGUCACGGAACUCGGGCCAAGAUAG
Molecule: messenger RNA, 1921 nt
Organism: Oryza brachyantha (malo sina)
Lineage: Eukaryota; Viridiplantae; Streptophyta; Magnoliopsida; Poales; Poaceae
Product: cysteine-rich receptor-like protein kinase 6
Exons: 9
Coding region: 23-1921 (632 amino acids)
Biological process (GO): protein phosphorylation
Molecular function (GO): protein kinase activity; ATP binding
Source: RefSeq, a predicted model, not a curated record